Molecule: messenger RNA, 768 nt
Organism: Ustilago hordei
Lineage: Eukaryota; Fungi; Basidiomycota; Ustilaginomycetes; Ustilaginales; Ustilaginaceae
Exons: 2
Coding region: 1-768 (255 amino acids)
Source: RefSeq, a predicted model, not a curated record
AUGACAGAUGAGAGCCUGCAUGACAAGAUUGAGAGACUACUCUCCCUAAUGGAAGCUCAGCUGGAGCUCUCCAGACAAGCUCAAUAUGAGGAGUGUCUAUGCUGCGCUCACCUGAGCCAGGAGGAUAUGAUCAUACCUCCCUGCUCAGAGGAAUGGCCUAGAUACUUCAAGCCUAGGGUGGACCCAUACAACUGGCCUAGGACAGACCCUUAUGGCCUAGAGCAAGAGGAUGAUGCUAGCACAACAGGAGGUCGAGACCCCUCACAAUCGAAACCAAUCACCACACCAUUCCCAAAGUUCAAUCCAAGAGACAUAGAGAUCUUCAUACUCGAAGCUGAAGCCUGGUUCAAGUUCAAUCAGGUAUACAAGCAAGCUCAUAUGAUCAAUCACAUGGGUGCUCAAUUGGAAGGAAAUGCAUGUGAAUGGUGGACCUCAAAGCUCUGCAUUGACAGAGCACAAGAAGGAUGGCUGUUCCAUGACUGGCACUACUUCACUGAGCACUUGGCAGAACAGUUAAAUCCUCGCAAUGCUAGAAUGGAGGCCUACAACAAGUUGUUGGCCCUUUGCCUCACUAGUGAUGCACCAGGUGCCACCACAUGCCAUGUCAAACACUUCAGAGACUUAGAGGGACAGGUCAACCUAGACAACAAUGAGUUGGUCAUUGAUCUGUUCAGAGGCAGUCUCACACGCAGUCUGCAGGAAAAGUUUGAGAGAAACCCACCCAUGAAGAGGUGGGAGUGGUAUCGAGAAGUUGAGGAGAUUGACUGA